CCGGAAAUUGACCAUGGUGUAGCUCUGUUGUCUGUCCGUGUUGUUGUUUUCCAGUGGCAGCUAAUGAUCGGGCUCAGAUUGAUUGAUUGUGUUGAUCUGUGUAGCCAUGGUGUGUCGUAAACAAAAACGAGUUUGGAAAUACGUGGAAGGGGGUAGUCUACUGAAGCUAAAAUCCUACCUGCGUAAACAUAAAGACCUCAACCUCAACUUUAUUCAGGGAAAAAAAGAGAGAACCCCGUUGCACAUAGCCUGCUCAAACGGGGACGAUGCUAUUCUCCGACUACUAUUGAAACAUGGAGCUGACGUUUUUCAGAAAGAUCGUAAAGGCGACACACCUCUACACAUUGCGGCAAACAGGGCUCUCAAGCACGGCACGAGAGAAUACAAUGACCUGGUUGUACCGCUUCUAAGAAUAAAUCCGGAUAUCAUGAUCAUAUCAAAUAAUGCGGGAAUUACACCUCAGGACCUGCUGCAAUGGAUGAGGACUGAGAAGAACCAAAAGCCUUCCACAAGUACAAGUUCUUUGCACAAAAGCAAUCCUGAGAAGGAAUGGCAAGAAAAGCUUUUUGGGGAAUGCCAGGAUGAAUUCUUUGAAACCUUUGGACAAUACGAUGACGAUGAAUUUUUACAAGACGAUGCAGAUGAGGAAGACUUUGGCUUCUGGGCCGACCGAAUCAGAACCGAGUACUUUGCGAAGCAGCAUGCCCAGACCCAAAGACUGGCAGCCUCCGGCUCGGGGGGGAAGAAGAGGAAGAGUAAGGCCGAGACGGAGGAGGAGGAGCGAAGCCGCAAGGAGCUGCACGAGAAGCUGCAGAGAGAGCACGCCGAGUACCUGGCGAGGGCGGCGCGGAAGGAGGAGGAGACUCGCCAGGGGAAGAAGCAGCGCUACGAAGAGAAAUGUGCAGCCACCUUCCAGAGCGGCACGUCAUCCGCCACCACCAAGCUGAGCUACGGGGACAUCCCCUGGCCCGCCCCCAAGGGCACCGUGGAGGAGAUGGUGGAGGUGAUGCUGCACGGGGCGGACAGGGAGGAUGUGCCGGUGUUCCGGAAGGUUCUGCGGAGACAGCAGGCCGUCUGGCACCCGGACCGAUUCGACCAGCGCUGUGGAGCCCGUCUGCAGGAGAAAGACAAGCAGAGGAUCCUGGAUACAGUUACGGCUCUCUCCCAGGAACUCAACAGGCUGGCCCAGACCCUGAGGUGAUUCGUCAGGAACGGGUGUAGGUCAUAGACAUGUCCUGUCGUUUCACAGGCGUGUUUAGCCACAGAGUUGUACAUGGCUCCUUACAGUACAGAACAAUAAUGAAUAGUAUCCAUAGAAAGUACUAUGCAAACUGAAAUACUUGUGUAUGCAAAACAUGCUCUGCUAUUUGUGUGGAAGGUGUGUCCUCUUUGGCCUAGGAAAUGAAUCAGAGCUUCUCCAGCUGCUAAAUUCAUAUUUUAUGUGUUUGUAAAUGUAUUUAUAUACCUGGGAAUAAAAGUUGGACCUAUGUAAUGCUAUAAAUAUAAAUACAUAUUUAUAUCAGUACAUGUAUCUGCCAU
Hypomesus transpacificus is the source of this 1539-nucleotide messenger RNA. It is a transcript of the gene nfkbil1, whose product is annotated as nuclear factor of kappa light polypeptide gene enhancer in B-cells inhibitor-like 1. Gene Ontology annotation, biological process: canonical NF-kappaB signal transduction. Bases 107 to 1201 code for a protein of 364 amino acids. The record is from RefSeq and is a predicted model, not a curated record. Lineage: Eukaryota; Metazoa; Chordata; Actinopteri; Osmeriformes; Osmeridae. The transcript has 4 exons. Gene Ontology annotation, molecular function: protein binding.